Messenger RNA from Neocloeon triangulifer, 1887 nucleotides. RefSeq names its product alanine--glyoxylate aminotransferase 2, mitochondrial. The transcript has 11 exons. The record is from RefSeq and is a predicted model, not a curated record. Gene Ontology annotation, biological process: glyoxylate catabolic process. Gene Ontology annotation, cellular component: mitochondrion. The coding region runs from base 142 to 1647 and encodes 501 amino acids. Gene Ontology annotation, molecular function: L-alanine:glyoxylate transaminase activity; pyridoxal phosphate binding. Lineage: Eukaryota; Metazoa; Arthropoda; Insecta; Ephemeroptera; Baetidae.
CCUCCAGAGCCGGCGCCGUCAAUUGGUGCUCGUGGUGAUAAACAGUCCAUCUCCGUCCCUACUCCGGCAGCAUCUCCACGCGCAUCUUGCUAAACAACAAAAAAGCACAACAACAGUGAGAAAAAUAAGACGCCUCCGGUCAUGAUCAACAUAUUUGCAGGUUUUCGGGCCGGACGGUCAGGCGCGAAUUGCAGUCCAGCGCUAGGAAAAUUUCUGUCAACCAGCAGCGUGCCCGAAAUGCCUCCCUGCGAUCACCAGCCGCGACCAUACGAAGGUCCCGACUACACCAAAGUGCAGUCAAUCAAGAAGCAAAACAUCGUGCCGUGCAUCCUUUCCUACUACAAGAAGCCUUUGCUGGUGCACGAGGGUCACAUGCAGUGGCUCUUCGACCACAACGGCAAAAGAUAUCUGGACAUGUUUGGUGGCAUCGUCACGGUCAGCGUCGGACACUGCCAUCCGAAAGUGAACGAGGCUGCGAUGGAGCAAAUGAAGCGGCUGUGGCACACAACCAACAUUUACAUGCAUCCCAAAUUGCACGAGUACGCCGAGGCGCUGACGUCGAAAAUGCCCGGAGAAUUAAAAGUCGUCUAUUUCGUGAACAGCGGGUCAGAGGCCAACGACCUGGCCAUGCUGAUGGCCCGAGCGUACACGCGCAACUUUGACGUUAUUUCUCUGCGAAACGCCUACCAUGGGAUGAAUCCGUACAUUCAGGGCGCCACGGCCCUUUCCACCUGGAGGUACAAUGUGCCCAUCGGAAACGGAAUUCAUCACGCCAUGAACGCAGACGUUUAUCAAGGAAUCUGGGGAGGCUCUCACUGCAGAGAUUCUCCGGUUCAAACUAGCAGGAAGUGUUCUUGCAAACCCGACGAAUGUCAAGCUUGUGAUAUGUACUAUGGGCAGCUAGAGGAGGUUUUCAAAUUUUCCCUGCCCAGAGGAAAAGUAGCAGCGUUUUUCGCCGAGUCAAUUCAGGGCGUCGGAGGAACGGUUCAGUUCCCAAAAGGCUACAUCAAGAAGGCUUUCGAGAUCGUCCGAGCAAACGGCGGCUUGUGCGUUUCAGACGAGGUGCAAACUGGUUUCGGUCGCACGGGAGAAACGUUUUGGGGCUUUGAAUCUCACGGCGUCGUGCCUGACAUUGUGACCAUGGCCAAGGGCAUCGGCAAUGGGUUCCCCUUGGCCGCCGUCGUCACAACGUCCACGAUCGCCGAGGCUCUGGGACAGGCGCUCCAUUUCAACACUUUCGGGGGAAAUCCGAUCGCCAGCGCCACGGGAUUAGCAGUUUUAAAGGUGAUUGAAGAGGAGAAAACCCAGGCCAACAGUUUAGCGGUCGGAACUCAUUUGCUGAAGCGACUCGCGAAAAUCAGGGACCAAUUCCCGAACAUCGUGGGCGACGUUCGCGGAAAGGGUUUGAUGAUCGGCGUCGAGCUCGUUGCGGACGGCGAGUCUCGCACCCCGAUGCAGUCGCCGCACUUCCUCGACAUUUGGGAGGAGUGCAAGGACAGGGGCGUCCUGCUCGGACGGGGCGGACUGCACGGAAACGUGUUGAGAAUCAAACCACCCAUGUGCAUUACUAAGCAGGACGCCGAUUACGCGGCCGAUAUUCUGCAUUUGGCAAUCACACGCUUUGCCGAGCGCGUCUUGAAAAAAUAAACAAAUUAAUUAAAAGUGCCAACGCCAGUUUCUUGUGUUCUUUGUUUAAUUGCGAAAUUUAUAAUCAACUUAAUUGUCAAUGCAAGUGGCGUGCUCAGGAUUUAAACUCUCUAAAGAAAUCACAAAUCAAAAUAGACCUGCGAAUGAAUGUGGGAAAAUAAUACUCUUCCUAUCUUGUACAAAUAAUUUUUUGUUCCAAACAAAUAUUAAAUAAAGAAAUUAUUUGAGAAAAAAAAAGAU